Candoia aspera is the source of this 864-nucleotide messenger RNA. RefSeq names its product zinc finger protein RFP-like. Gene Ontology annotation, cellular component: cytoplasm. Bases 1 to 864 code for a protein of 287 amino acids. Gene Ontology annotation, biological process: regulation of gene expression; protein ubiquitination; innate immune response. The record is from RefSeq and is a predicted model, not a curated record. The transcript has 5 exons. Gene Ontology annotation, molecular function: ubiquitin protein ligase activity; zinc ion binding. Lineage: Eukaryota; Metazoa; Chordata; Lepidosauria; Squamata; Candoiidae.
AUGGCUGCUGGGUACAUUACGAAGAAGCUGCAGUCAGAAAUAACUUGCUUUGUCUGUUUGGAGUAUCUCAUAGAGCCUGUGACCCUUGACUGUGGGCACAACUUCUGCCAUGCCUGCAUUGUGAAGUGCUGGGGGCAUAUUUCUGGCCAGACCACUUGCCCUCGGUGCAGAACAGCAGUUCCUCGGUUGAAUUUUAAGCCAAACGGACAACUGGCCAAUGUGGUCCGGUUAAUCAGGCAGCUGAGUGAUCAGACAAAGCAGAUGGCAAGAACAAGCAAAACCUGUAAGAGACAUGAAAUGGCAACAUUAGCUUUCUGCAGAGAUGAUCUCAUCCCCAUUUGCUUACCGUGUGAUAGAUCCCAGGAGCACCAGGCUCAUGAUGUUGUCUCUGUGGCAGAAGCUGCUGAAGAGUACAAGCAACUAGUUGAAGCAGAGAAAAAGAAAGUGAUGGAUGGGUUUGAGCCUCUGCGUCAGCUUGAGGUAGAACAAUGCAGCUUUUGGCUUACUAAGGUUGAAGAGAUGAAGACGGAGAUCAUGUUGAAAAUGGAUGAGCGGAAGGCCGUAAUCUCCAAGGAACUCUUUGCUCUUGAGGAUAUCAUCCAGGAUUUGGUUGAGAAACAUGACCAGCCGACGCUGGAAUUCCUGCAGGAUGUCCAAAGCAUCUUGGAACAGUGUAAGAAGAAGAAGAAAUUUGAGAGUCCAGUGGCCUUUCCACCAGAGAUUGAACAUGAAAUCUGGGGACUGCAGAACUUCAGUGCCUUUCUACCGGGUGCUGUGAAGCAAUUUGAGGAAAAUACCACUAUGGAACUAAACGCAACUCAACUGAAACGUGUGAGACUUGGAGAGACCUUUCAAGGUCCAUGA